UGAAGGCAUCAUAGCCCUCUGAUGUGUCCCCUCUUCCUUCCAAACCUCCCCCUUUAAACCCUUCCCUCCAAUUUAGGGCUUCAAGAACCUCUCCUGAUCUCUGGAUCGCUAAAUUUUCUCCUCGCGAUUAUUGCUGUUGAAGGGUUGGGCGGAGAGAGGAGAUGGCCGGGCUUUCAGGGUUCAGCACGGGAGCUGCCGGGAAUCCGAACCCUAACAAGUCAGUUGAGGUGACACCUUCUCCAAAUGAUUCUGUCUCUAGCCUUAGUUUCAGCCCCAAGGGAAAUUACCUGGUGGCAACUUCUUGGGAUAAUCAGGUCAGGUGCUGGGAGGUUAUGGGAGGAAGCAGUCAGCCGAAGGCAUCAAUAUCACAUGAUCAACCGGUUUUGUGCUCAGCUUGGAAGGAUGAUGGGACAACUGUGUUUUCUGGAGGCUGUGAUAAGCAGGUUAAAAUGUGGCCUUUGAUGUCUGGUGGCCAAGCAACAACUGUAGCAGCACAUGAUGCACCUAUCAAGGAAGUAGCAUGGAUUGAACAAAUGAAUCUCCUUGUUACAGGGAGCUGGGAUAAGACAUUGAGGUAUUGGGACACCAGACAAGCACAGCCAGUUCACACACAGCAACUCCCUGAACGCUGCUAUGCACUCACAGUUCGAUAUCCUCUGAUGGUUGUGGGGACUGCGGAUCGGAAUCUAAUAGUUUUUAAUUUGCAAAAUCCUCAGACUGAAUUUAAGAGGGUUGUGUCACCUUUGAAGUAUCAAACAAGAUGUGUGGCUGCAUUUCCUGAUCAACAGGGCUUUUUGGUGGGAUCUAUAGAAGGAAGGGUCGGUGUACAGCAUCUGGAUGAUGCUCAACAAAGUAAAAACUUCACAUUUAAAUGCCACCGAGAAGGCACUGAGAUUUAUUCUGUGAAUUCACUGAAUUUCCACCCAGUACACCAUACAUUUGCCACUGCAGGAUCUGAUGGUGCUUUCAAUUUUUGGGAUAAGGACAGUAAACAAAGGCUGAAGGCUAUGUCCCGCUGCAGUUCUCCUAUUCCUUGCAGUACUUUUAACCAUGAUGGCACAAUUUUUGCAUAUGCGGUCUGCUAUGACUGGAGCAAGGGUGCAGAGUUCCACAACCCAGCAACAUCUAAGACACACAUUUACCUCCACAAUCCGCAGGAAUCAGAAGUCAAGCCAAAACCCCGGGUUGGCAAUGGAGGGAGAAAGUGAAGUUUCGGAUAUCAAAAGUGUGAAGGGGUUGUAUGGAUAUGUUACUUUUCAUAAUCUCCUGAAGCUUCAAAGAAAAAGGUUCUCAACACCCGUCGGCCAUGAGUCAUGAUCCAGGCAUUUUGUUCUCCAACUAGUUGAUCCAUUGUGAUUGAUUCCAUCAAUAGGAAUGCUCAUUUUCCUUUACAACAAAUGCUAGGUUGAUUCAGAGGCAGAAAGCUAAUCUUUCAUCAUGCUUGUAUCCAUUGUUUCUUAUACUAUGUUUCAUUCAGUUUUUUCAUUAACUAGUAGUGUCUUGCUGAUUCUGAAAAGUAUUAAUUCUGGGGUUCUUAGUAACCUUUCUAAGUGGAGCAAGAAUAUAGGGUUGAAUCAGACCAGAUACUUUGUUAGUGCCAGUUAUCAAUUACAAUUUGGUUUUGUUUGAUCAUUACUCAACA
Messenger RNA from Dioscorea cayenensis subsp. rotundata (Guinea yam), 1642 nucleotides. Its product is annotated as protein RAE1-like. The coding region runs from base 162 to 1208 and encodes 348 amino acids. Gene Ontology annotation, molecular function: RNA binding; ubiquitin binding. Gene Ontology annotation, cellular component: nuclear pore. The transcript is spliced from 12 exons. The record is from RefSeq and is a predicted model, not a curated record. NCBI's taxonomy places the organism in Eukaryota, Viridiplantae, Streptophyta, Magnoliopsida, Dioscoreales, Dioscoreaceae. Gene Ontology annotation, biological process: RNA export from nucleus; transcription-dependent tethering of RNA polymerase II gene DNA at nuclear periphery.